AUGAGCAGCGCGCACCAACACACUUCCGCGGCAUUGACCGCCGAUGCCCUUAAGAAGGGCUUCGAUUUCACCAGUCUCAUGUCGCCACCCGAUCCGACUCCUCUCGACAGCUUCAAUCACUCUGCGCAGGUCAGCCCAAUGGCUACGCCUGCGCAGGAAGCUACCGGAGAUGCACUCAGGAUGCCCAUGUCGCCACCAGUCUCGCCACUCACGAAAGCCGCAAACAACAAUGCUGCCGCAGCUGCCGCAAGCCAUACCGAAAAGGAUCCCAUUCUUUUCCCUCGCGACGACCUGUCUUUGAGCCCACCUCAGCAGCCUCUCUUCCCUGCACAUGAGACUGCCUCUCACCGGCGCCUCGUCGAUGAGCACAUCGCUUCCAGAGACACGACCACUUUCCGCCGUUCUCCACCACCCAGACGUGAGGAAUACGAAUUGGUUCUACAAUUCAGAUCGAAGGUCAUUGAGAUGUACAGCAAGGAUCCCCAAGGUUGGCUGAAGAGGGAGAAGAAACAGUUGGUGCUCGACAGGAAAACGAGCCAGAACAGGGCAGACAAACGAUACAUUGCUCUAGCUCCGGCCAAGUCGACCAAGCUGUCCGCCAAAGUGUCUGCCACAAAGACCGUGAGGACUCCUGCUGCCAAGCCCGACCGUGUCGUCAAGCCCGCUCAUGGCCCCCGGCCGGCCCCCGCUGUCGCCAGGGCUCGCCCAACCAACCCGACACCCAAGAAGACUCGGGUCACGAGCGCCACACCGGAACCUAGCCGUCGCAUCGUCGCACCCAAUCGUGAGGAUCGCGACUUCGCAUCCUUGCCUGAUCUCUGUCCGCCACUCUCGUCUCUUCCCGACAAGACCAACAGUCUGAAGGUGGAUUGGAAGGGCACCGCGGUCGAUCUCUCCAAUGACCCCAAUGCUCACCACCUUCACCCCGAUGAGGUGACAUUGGCAGCAGCACUGCGACUCGACUGCGCUACAUACCUCACCAGCAAGCGUCGGAUCUUCAUCCGUCGCCUCGAAUGCGCCAGAAUUCAGAAGGAGUUCCGCAAGACGGAUGCUCAGCAAGCCUGCAAGAUUGACGUCAACAAGGCAUCCAAACUCUGGACAGCAUUCGAUAAGGUUGGCUGGCUGGACAUCAAGUGGAUGGCGCCCUUUGCCUCCUCGAUGUAA
Messenger RNA from Verticillium nonalfalfae, 1164 nucleotides. RefSeq lists its product as uncharacterized. The transcript has a single exon. Gene Ontology annotation, molecular function: protein binding. The record is from RefSeq and is a predicted model, not a curated record. NCBI's taxonomy places the organism in Eukaryota, Fungi, Ascomycota, Sordariomycetes, Glomerellales, Plectosphaerellaceae. The coding region runs from base 1 to 1164 and encodes 387 amino acids.